CAUGUUCCAUCCAAAAUACUGAGAUCGAAUGUUUCAGGAGUCGGUUGUUCACUGCGACCAGCUGAACAGUAUCUGAGAUAAAGAAUAGCUUAAGCACAGUGAAUUUCUCCUUCUUCUUUGAAAUAAAAGGGACUCAUGGGAGCUGCUUUCAAAAUUGUGAUGGUGGUGGUGGUUGUAUCACUAUGUGGAGCUUUGCCCGCCACUUCACCCAGCCAAGAGGAGCUCUUAAAAGUCCAGAACUAUUUGUCUCAAUUUUACCCGGAUACAGUUGUCAGCACAUCCAGAGCUAUGCAGCGCAGCUCUCAAGUCUCCUUUGAAAGCAAUCUCAGAAAAAUGCAGACGUUUUUUGGACUGGAGGUGACGGGGCAGGCGGACUCUAGGACACUGGAAGUGAUGUCUCGCCCCCGCUGUGGAUUCAUAGAUAUCAACAGAUAUGGCCUCUUUGAGGGCCGACCAAAGUGGAACAAGACUGUGGUCACAUACAGGAUAACUGACUACACACCAGACUUGGGUCGAAGUGAUGUGGAUGCCACCAUAGCCAAAGCUCUGAAACUCUACAGUGAUGUAGCUCCUAUCGAUUUCAAGCAGAUUGACAGCGAUGCUGCUGAUAUUAUAAUCAAAUUCAAGGCUGGAGACCAUGGAGAUUUUGCUCCAUUUGAUGGGAAAUAUGGUGUCUUGGCACAUGCAUUCUCUCCCGGGGAAGGCAUCGGAGGUGAUACCCAUUUUGAUGAUGAUGAAGACUGGACUCUAACUUCAGCAGGAACCAACCUGUUCUUGGUGGCCGCUCAUGAGUUUGGCCAUGCUCUGGGAUUAGCCCACUCAGAGGAUGAGACAGCUCUGAUGCAUCCCACCUACAAGUAUGUGAACACAGAGGGGUACAUGCUACCAGAUGAUGACCGAAAGGGAAUACAAGCUCUCUAUGGAGUCAGAGCAAAGUCCCCUGGUCAAUCAGAGCCUGAACUUCCUCCAAACAAGUGUGACACAAAGCUGAGCUUUGAUGCUGCAACCUCCAUUAAAGGGGAUCUUUACUUCUUCAAAGAUGGGUAUUUCUGGAAGAGGAGCCAUAGGAAUAACAUCAUUAUGAAGAAAAUUCAGUCUGUCUGGCCUGGAGUCAACAAAGUUGAUGCUGCUUAUGAGAAUAACAGACAGCAUAUUGUGAUUUUCUUUGAAGGGAACCAUUAUUGGGUUGUGACAGGAAACACUGUCCUACCGGGUUAUCCCAAACCUCUAAGUGACUUCGGCUUACCUGCGUCUGUUACCAAGGUAGAUGCUGCUGUUUAUCUGCCACUUACAAGCAGAACCCUUUUCUUUGUAAGGAACAGAUACUGGAGCUACAAUGAAAGGAGGGGCAGAAUGGAUGUCGGUUACCCAAAGCUCAUCCGUAGGGGGCUUCCUCGGAUUGCCUUCCAAGUAGAUGCUGCUUUUGAGAAAAGAGGUUACCUGUACUUUUCACAUGGGUUCAGACAAAAAGAAUACGACUUCAGACGAAGAAGAGUGCGUCGCACUCUGCUGAACUAUGAAUGGAUGGAUUGCUAAAGAAAGAAAGAACAACAUGUACAUAUACGCUCUGUCAAAAAUGACUUAAAUACUUUAUCUUGUAUGAGAGGGUGUAUGUAAAUGUAUGGGAUGUACUGGGUAAACACUGUUGCUGAUGCCAGUAUCUCCCUUAUCCCAUGAAUCAGACGGCAAAUAUGCACUCAUCAAUCAGACCCAAUUUGUGUUUCUUUUAUUCUUUAAGAGCAUCUAUGAGUCAUACUGCACAGUUAUUAAAAUUGCUGCAUUCA
Molecule: messenger RNA, 1784 nt
Organism: Mugil cephalus (flathead mullet)
Lineage: Eukaryota; Metazoa; Chordata; Actinopteri; Mugiliformes; Mugilidae
Gene: mmp30
Product: matrix metallopeptidase 30
Exons: 10
Coding region: 136-1536 (466 amino acids)
Biological process (GO): extracellular matrix organization; proteolysis; collagen catabolic process
Cellular component (GO): extracellular matrix
Molecular function (GO): zinc ion binding; metalloendopeptidase activity
Source: RefSeq, a predicted model, not a curated record